Molecule: messenger RNA, 1371 nt
Organism: Closterium sp. NIES-65
Lineage: Eukaryota; Viridiplantae; Streptophyta; Zygnematophyceae; Desmidiales; Closteriaceae
Source: the annotation of a GenBank genome assembly
AUGGCGUAUCGCAAGCGCGUCGCGAUAUGGAUAGGGAUAACCCUUCUCGCCUCCACAUUAUUACUUAUUGCGGACGGAGCGGCUGGCGGCAAUGCGAAUGGUGGCGGCAAUACGAAUGAUCUACGGCACGCGAAUCAGCUCCGACCUUGCCAAAUAUACGGCACACGAAUCAGCUCCGACCUCGCCAAGUCAUCUACUGACACGUUCCCGCCCCCAACCUUCUCUCCCCCUUCACUCUCCCCUCUCCCUCCCCUUCCUCUCUCUAUUAUUCUCGUCCCCCUCUUUCCCCCCCUCCUCCCCCCCCCUCCCCACCUUCUCGUCGUUUCCGUCACGCCCUUGCUUCCGUCAAUUUCAUUUCGCAUUUCGCCCUCUGUUAAUCUCGUCGCCCCUGCCCUCCCCCUUCCCCCCCCCUCUCCCCCACUUCCCCCCCCUCUCCCCCACUUCCCCCCCCCUCUCCCCCACUUCCCCCCCCUUCCCCCUCCCCCUCCCCCUCCCUCCCACCCCGCUCUCUCCCCCUCCUUCCCCUCUCUCACGCCCACACACCUUCACGCCCUUGCUUCCUUCGGUUUCAUUUCGCUUUUCGCUUUUCACUCUGCACUCUCUCUCCCCUCCUCUGCUUCCCACUCACCAAUCCUCUUCCCCUCCUCUCCUCCGCUGUUCUCUCCUCCCCUCCCCUCCCCUCCCCUCCCGUCUCUCCCCCUCCCCUCUCCGCAUUCCCCCCUUGCCCCCUCGUGCCCCCGCCCCCCCGCCCCUCCGCUCUCCUUCCGCCCGCCAGGCGAAGACCUUCCCCGACUGCUGCACGGACUGCGCCAACACCGCGGCCUGCCACUACUUCCAGUUCUACACUCCAGAGUAGGUCUUUCUACGCAAUCCAUCGCUCUGCACCGCUCAUUCACCCUUUGCACCUCUCUGCACUGCUUUACACCGCAUUGCACCGCAAUCUGCCGCACUCCCUUGCUUCGCUGCACGAACUGCGCCAACACUGCGGUCUGCCGCACUCCCGCUACGCACUCCACCACAAUCCACCGCACUCUAACGCACUCCCUCCAUCGCGCUGCUCCGCUCUUCACAGCUCUCCACCGCAUUGCGCCACAAUCUGCCGCACUCCCUUGCUUUGCUGCACUGACUGCGCCAACACCGCCGCCUGCCACUAUUUUCAGUUCUACACGCCUGAGUAGCUCCAUUUCUUUCCCCCCUACUUUCACCUCUUCCACUUCCUCGGCACCUGUGCCCUUUUCCCUCGCCCAUCAUUUCCCCCACUCGCUCGUCCCCCCUGACUCCCCUCCUCUCCCCCCUGACUCCCCUCCUCUCCCCCCUGACUCCCCUCCUCUUCCCCCUGACUCCCCUCCUCUCCCCCCUGACUCCCCCUGA